UUGUCCCCGCAGCAACACCUCAAACGCCCCGCUUGGGAGCAACGAUGCGCUGAGCUCGCCCGACAGAUUGCGGUUGGAAAGAAGCACGCAGCACGAACCAGCGCUUUCAACAGGUGUCAGAAUGGUUGAGGCGGACGAUAUCCAGAAGCUCCUGCAAACAGGAUCGUGGAAAACCUCGACGUCGCGGGCGAGGAGCCCCAAACCCCCCAAGCCUUAUGAGAUAUCUGAGACGGCCCCCCAGCCGUCCAGGUCUCGGCCGACUGCCAGAGGGCCGCGGCCAUUUCAGCCAGAAUCGCGCGUCAAGAGGCCACCCCCGCCUUUGGUUGAGGAUGAAGCCGCAUCCUUGGCCAAAGAACACGGCGACUCGGUCGUGUCGGGUCCAUCCGAGGAGGACCCCAAACAUCCCGGCGAUGUUGACCAAUAUCCGAUUCUUUUAGAGGUCCACGAGUUCAACCCCGAACGCCGCUUUGUCAUUCUCACGGGCAACGAAACCGACGGCGAGCAGGCCAGAGAUGACAGCAGCCUCGGUUCUACCAACACGACCCGGCCAUCGCAGCCCCCAAACGGCCCCGGUACAACCGAGUACGAAGCCAACACGUGCCGACAAUAUGUCCUUGUAUCGCCAGACGAGGGGCCCACGUUGUCCAAGCGGAAGAGCCACCAAGAUCUCCCGCGUCUCGAGACAAAUCUUAACGGCCCUGACGCUCCAAUUCGGCGCUCGAAUAGCCGGCGAGACAGGGACAAGGUACUUGUUGACCAAGCCCCUCGAGACAGCCCCAGCCGCCGCGAUAACGUAAAACCGUCCGAGGAUGCAUUCCUUACUCCCGUCUACAAGCAUACCGCGGGUGGUCGCGACCGGGCCUACUGGGAUUUCAAUUCAGCAGCUGGUCGGUCGCCCGGUCGUAGUCCGUCAGCAAAAGGGGAGCCGCAGCUGGCUACAUCUGACGACAGGCGCUCCAAGUUAUCCACGUCUAGCCAGUCGACGAACCAGCCGUCGCUCCACAGACGCGUCUCGUCGGCUUCGGCGCCAAAACGCCAUGCCCGGACGCCCGAGAGACCAAACCAUUCUGUCGAUAGUUUCCCGCCGCCUCCCGCAGACCCCAACGACGGCCGAGGCCGAGGGGAGAAAAAGAGCAAAGCCGAGAGGCCAAACUCUUUUAUUGAUUUUCCGCCCCAGGGUGGCUAUGCCCCCGAAGAUAUCUUUGAUUUCAUGAUGCCGGGUAACGAUCUCCCUCCUCGAGGAGAGAGAAGACAUCGCUCCCCGCCGAGGGGACCUCGGAGCAGUAACUCUCCCCCAUAUCCCCAGUCGGCGUCGAGCAAGUUGCCCAGCCGAUCUGGAAGCUAUAGAGGCCAGCGCCAGUCUUCGUCUCGUGAAAAAGAUGAGGAUUAUUCCACAGACGACGCCAAAAACCAGCGUGGCAGCCAACCGAGCCGUUCAUACCCACGUCGGACCGCGCUGGAACCCGAGACAUCUUCUCUUCUUGCACCUGAACAGUCCCGGCCAUCUGGAAGUAGCAGGUCUAAAGCCAAGCCUUCCUCGCCGCUACCUUCACCUCGGGCUUCGCAAGGAUCCCUGUUCCCAGAUGCAUCGCCCUUGCCCAUCCCAAGGAGUCCGAGGAGUCCGAGAAGCUCAACAUUCCCGGUUGAUAAGAAUAAGAGAUACAACGAACGUUCGAUUUCCCCAUCUGCGAUAGCCAGCAAGUCUCCGCCGAAAACAAAAGGCGCCAGCUCCGCGGCUAGCAGUUUGGCCUCGCUCCCGAUUCCGAUUCCUCUGAACUUGGAUCGGAAUAGCUCGGCUGAAAGAAGACUAGCACCGUCCUCGACUGCUUCGUAUCCGAGGCAGGACUCUCUAGAUGUCAGCUCUCCAACCCCGUACUGGCAGCCAGCCCCAUUUCGCCCAGCCGAGCAUAGAGCCACUCUGGACAGGCCUAUCGUUUCAUUGCGGCGAUACUCGGAAGAUGUACAAAAGGGUCUCGUCCCGCAGCUGCCCGACUGCCGCUGGAAGUCACCGAACAAAACCAGCAGCGCCCAGUUUCUGACACUCCCACGAGCCGAUAACUUCAACAUCUGCACCGAAUGUUACGAUGCUGUGUUUGCCAACACGAAGUACCAGAAGAUGCUGGUACCCGCUUCCAGACCUGCUGAUCAGCUCCUCUCGUGUAACUUUGGCUCCUCGUUCUGGUACCGCAUCGCAUACCUCAUGACGGUCAAAUAUGGGUAUUCAGACUUGGGUCUCUUAGAGGAUAUCGCUACGGUUACUGGACGCCACCAGCCAUGCGCCGGGCCCCUGCCUGCGACUCGCGUCUGGUAUAGCAUGAUGGCACCAAACGCGAGGCGGUCGAUGCCCAUCUCAAGCUUCAAUGUCUGCUCCAGCUGCUCCAAAAUGGUCCUGGCCCUCUUCCCUAACCUGGCGGGGGCCUUUGUGCUGUUGGAUCCGCACGCAGAGGCGACUAGGGACAUUUGCGAGCUCCAUUUCACACCAGAACGUAAACGCUUCCUCGAGUACUUUGAUCUGCUUGAGACGGCAUCGGACCGAUCACUCAGUCGCAGAAUCGAACCAGAUCUCCUAGAACUAGCCGACCGCAUCCGGGUCAUUUCCCUGACUGACGAGUGCAGACGGAAUAUCCCCAUCGCAAAUCGUAAGUGGUACGUGAUGGAGAGCCUACCCGAAUUCAGCGUGUGCGAGGAAUGUUUCGACUCAGUGGUCUGGCCACUUCUCGAGGAUGAAGACUGCGGUGACAUUCCACCCAACUUUUACAAAAGCCGCCAGACCAGAGCGAUUGCUGCUUGCCAGCUCUACAGCGAUCGCAUGCGGGAUGUGUUCCGCAAAGCAUGUUAUCGGAAUGACAUGGACUACCUAGAGUCUAAGCUAAAGGAGAAGCUGAAGCUCGAGUCCGAGAUCAGAGCCAAAUAUGCCGACCUGGCCAAGCAAGACCAGAAUGAUCCGUGGGUUAGGGGGGAGAUGGCAAGUCUGAUCAGGCAGAUGAAAGAUAUCGAGUAGAGGGCGGUGUGGCGAUAUACCCAUACUCGUGGCUUCCUGAACUAUACUGUUUGAGUACUCUGUACCAGCGAAUUGUAUAGCACAAUGUUAGAAGCGAGGCAACA
Messenger RNA from Lasiosphaeria miniovina, 3105 nucleotides. RefSeq lists its product as uncharacterized. Lineage: Eukaryota; Fungi; Ascomycota; Sordariomycetes; Sordariales; Lasiosphaeriaceae. The transcript is spliced from 2 exons. The coding region runs from base 122 to 3001 and encodes 959 amino acids. The record is from RefSeq and is a predicted model, not a curated record.